Messenger RNA from Brachypodium distachyon (stiff brome), 2418 nucleotides. Its product is annotated as BEL1-like homeodomain protein 2. Gene Ontology annotation, molecular function: DNA-binding transcription factor activity, RNA polymerase II-specific; RNA polymerase II cis-regulatory region sequence-specific DNA binding. Bases 607 to 2136 code for a protein of 509 amino acids. Lineage: Eukaryota; Viridiplantae; Streptophyta; Magnoliopsida; Poales; Poaceae. Gene Ontology annotation, biological process: regulation of transcription by RNA polymerase II. The transcript is spliced from 5 exons. The record is from RefSeq and is a predicted model, not a curated record.
GGCAUGAUCCAAAGAAAGGACCCGGCCCCCAUGCCCUGUCUUUUUUGCUUUGGGCUACGUAUGGGCAUUAGCCACUUUCAAUUUUUGGUAUGCAUCAAUUAAUGCCACUGCUCCUCGGUAGGGCCCUGUCUGGUUCUUGCUGGCUUGUGAAGAGCCUGAAUAAGAUCUCUCUGAUCAGUGCCAAGAUCAUCAGGGGGGCCUGCUUCUGCUGCUUUACAUUCAAGUGGGCACCGAUGCCUUUCAUCUUCUUCCUGGUGCUAGCAAGAUAAAACCCCUCCCUGGACCAAUCGCUUCCCUGCUUCUUUGCCUCAAGGUCUUCGUCAGUCGUCACAAGCCAUUCACCUGCGUUGUAGGCAUUCUAUCAGGAAAUGUUCUGCUUUCCAUUUUAGGUGCAUCUGCUAAUGAGCUUCAGUUGAUAGCUGCUGCUUCUUCCACUAGCGGAUCAUCUCUUGUGACACUUGAAAAGCUUGCUGCUUUUGCUGUUGCUAGCUCUUUCAGAUUGAAAUCUCUGUAGGAGAGUAGCUAGGAAGGAGGCGUUUCAUAGGCCGUCUUCGUCGGUGCUUUCUCCAUGAUUUAAUAAGGUUUGAAGCCCCGUCCGGCCUCAAGAUGUCCAGUAGCGAUCCAUCUUAUCAGCAGCUGGGGUUGGACGCCAUCAGCACUUGUUUCAUCCCCAGCAGCAGCGGCAGCAUGAUGAUGUGUUCAUCCGAAGCGCCAUUCUUCCACCCAAGCAUCGUCGUCCCGCACGAUGCGAGCUUCCUCUCCGGCUCCGGCUCCGGCGUCGGUGCAGACGUGGCCGCGCAUUACAACUACAUGGCGAACGACGCCAUGGAGACGGACGAGGACGCCUACGCCGGCGCCGAGAGCUGCAGCACCGUGCACUCCAUGUCCAUGCUCCCCGCCUUCGCCGCCGGCCCGCUGGGCUUCUUCCAGUACGGCGGCCCGGCUGACGUCACCAUCGCUCAGCCGCCGUCCAGGAUGUCCAAGCUGAUCACUGGAGAGCCACACUGCAACAGCUGGCUCUACGACGGACCCAGCGCCGUCUCGAUCCAUGAGCCGUAUUACCUGGCGCCGUUCUCCGGCGCCGGCAGCUUCCCGGCCGCGAGCGGGCUCUCGCUCAGGCUCGGUGCUGCCCUGUCUUCGUCGGUCACCAUGGCGAGCUUGCCGGAGCAGUCCUCGGAUGUGAGCUGCUCUGGCCUAACCCAUGCCAACAGCGAAGGCUUUGGCUAUCAGCAGCAGCCUGAGACGACCGUGAAGGCACACGCAGAAAGCGACGACGGCAUGCCGAUGCCGUUCCAGCUUCCUCCUUACCCAGAGAUGUACUCGACGCCUCCGCAGUUGUCGCAGGUGCUGCCGCGGUCGAGAUACGCGCACGUUGCUCAGGAGUUGCUCAACGGCUUCGCUGCCUGUCUUCUGAACGACGUGGCCGACCACAAUAUCAGUGAUUUUGGUCCAGGGAACGGCGGCAUUGGCAGUGAGGCGAGCUCCAACAAGCUGAUGCUCCCCUCCAUCGAGCAACGGCAAGACGAUGUGAGGGGCGAUCUCCUGAGGCUCCUACAGCUGAUGGACCAGAGGUGCAACCGGUGCUUCGACGACAUCCAGGCCACGGCGUCCAGAUUCAGCAGCAUGGUGGCGCACUCAGGUGGAGGCGGCGGCGGCGGCGCCAUUGUUGCCGCGCCACGGUUCGCGCACCGUGCGGUUUGGGCGACGUACCAGAGGCUCAGGAAGCGGAUCACGGGCAUGAUGGUGGCUGUGGCACAGAGGGAGCAGCAGCCGUCGUCGCUGGCUGACAAGGAGCGGAGGUGGGAGUCGUCCUUCAUCCAGAAGCACUGGGCGCUGCAGCAGCUCCGGCGCGGCGACCAGCAGUCCUGGCGGCCCCAGCGCGGCUUGCCCGAGAAGUCCGUCGCCGUCCUCAAAGCGUGGAUGUUCGAGAACUUCCUCCGUCCGUACCCGAAAGACAACGAGAAGGACAUGCUGGCGGCCAGGAGCGGUCUGAGCAGGAGCCAGGUCUCCAACUGGUUCAUAAACGCGCGUGUCCGGCUGUGGAAGCCCAUGAUCGAGGAGAUGUACGAGGAGCUCAAGAGGAGCUCGGGAGGCCGGGAGGUCGAGCAUCUCAGCAGCAAAGAUGUCGUCUGUUAGAAAGGGGGCAGGCACGGCUAAGGUUGGGACUGUAUGAGUAUUAGCUAUGCUCUCAGAUCUUCUUAAGCAUCGGUGCCCAAGGCCGGUUAAUUAGCCACUCAUGCAUGAGUCAUGUCUCUGGCUAUUGUUCAUCUGAUCAAUAUAUCUAUGUAACCUUCUAAUUAGAUUGCAGUAUAUAAAAAACUAGCGGGGCGACCCGCACAGAUUGCUCGGCUAGAUUUGUAUAAUGUUAUGUUUAAUGUUUUCAUUCUCUAAGAAAUUCAAUUUAGACCUAUUGUGUUU